UUCAAAUUACUGGUUUAUGGACUGACAUCCAGAAUCACGCGAUGCAUUUAGCGUCAAAUGCAGAAAGUCUCAUAUUGGACGUGACAAAUAAUACUGUCGAACAAUUUAACAAUGUUAUUGCAAAAUUUAUUGGUGGGAAACGAGUAAAUUAUACCACCAGAGGGUCCUAUCAAGCACGAUGCUUUGGCGCGGUCACAUCGUGGAACAGUGACUUGGCUAUACAUUCACGUCUGUCUAAAAAAAUUCAAGGUUGUAGUCCUGGAAAAUACACUGAGACAUUUGUUGAAAGAAAAAGACGAACAAAACAGAAAACAGAAAACUACCGAAAGAGAAAACUUUCGUUUGCCCAAGGUGGAACUAGCAAAAGACGAAAAGUCACUGGACCUGACGAAAAUUACGGUCGGCUAGAUUUGGAACCAGAUAUGCCUGCAGAAGUAUUUGAGGACAAGAAAAAUAAGUUUGUUUCUCAAUUAAAACUCACAGAAGCAAGUGCCAAAGAGCUCGAAAAAAAUACAAUUGGUCAGAGUGAGAAUGAAUUGUGGGCAAUGGAAAGGCGCAAGCGUAUCACGGCGUCAAAUUUUGGAAAAAUAUGCAAGCUUCGGAGAAAAACCUCGGUUGCAGGCUUAUUAAAAUCAUUACUCUAUUCACAAUUUAAAGGCACUCCUGCGACUAAUUAUGGAAAGGAGAAAGAAGACGAAGCCAUUAAACAAUUUUCCGAAGAAACCGGACUGUCCGUUGUCAAGUGCGGGUUGUUCGUCGACAGCUGUAAAGGUUUCCUGGCUGCAAGUCCUGAUGGACUUAUUAAUGAGGAUUCCAUUAUUGAGGUGAAAUGCCCAUACAAGAUUGUAGAUAUGACUCCAGAAGAAGGUAUACGAAAGAAAAAAAUUGACAGCUGUAUACUUCAGGAUAACACUUUAAAAUUGAAAAGAAACCACAAUUAUUAUUAUCAAGUACAAGGUCAAUUACAUAUAACACGCCGAAAAUUGUGUUAUUUUCUUUUGUGGAGCCCUAAGGGAUUCAUUUAUGAAAAAAUAGAAAGAGACGAGGAAUUUUGGAAAAAUAUAGAACCAAAAUUAGAAAAAUUUUUCUUUGAAUGCCUUCUGCCAGAAGUAAUUGAUGGUCGCAUACCAAGAAAAUUGCCUGUAAGGGAAAGAAAUUACGACUGAAUAAAUAUUUUUUUAGUUAGAAAUUAUGUUAUAAUUUAAAUACCUACAACCCCCACUUCUUUAAAAACCUUUUCCAAAAAAUACACUGAAAAGAGUAAUAAACUUAAAUUUCGGAAGAAGUUUCAAGAAGUUUCUUGACUUUA
Maniola jurtina (meadow brown) is the source of this 1309-nucleotide messenger RNA. RefSeq lists its product as uncharacterized. Lineage: Eukaryota; Metazoa; Arthropoda; Insecta; Lepidoptera; Nymphalidae. The coding region runs from base 42 to 1166 and encodes 374 amino acids. The transcript has a single exon. The record is from RefSeq and is a predicted model, not a curated record.